AGCGGGAGCCGGUGCGCCAACAUGCGGACAGAGAGCAGCGAGCUGCGGGGCGCUGAGCGGCUUCACCGGGACCUGCUGACCGGGGGAGUCCGGGGCUGAGGCCGCCUGUCGUCCCGCAGGGAUCCGAGUCAUGGACUGUGAGGAUCCGCUCCUCUGCGAUCUAAGCUGCCUGUUGGAUUCCUGUGUCAAACUCUGAAAGAAGAACGUCUGAGUGUGUUUGUGGAUGCACUUUGCGCAUUGAGUCUUUGGAUGAACUGUGCGCAUUGAGUCUUUGGAUGAACUGUGCGCACUGAGUCUUUGGAUGAACUGUGCGCACUGAGCUGUGGAGCCGCUGUGGACGCGCACUGAGGACAUGGAUAACUGUUAUUUCUUUGCUGUGUUUCUGCUCGUUCUCUCUAUGGGCUUCAGGAUCGAAGAGGGAAUGUGCCAACACUAUUAUCUCCUCCGCCCCAUCCCCAGUGACACUCUGCCCGUGGUGGAGCUGAAGGAGGACCCAGACCCGGUGCUGGACCCGAAGGAGAAGGACCUGAAUGAGACGGAGCUCCGGAGCGCAAUGGGCAGCCACUUCGACCCGCACUUCAUGUCUGUGUCCUCCCCGGAGGACAAGUACUCAGGGAACGAGGAUGUGAGCGACGCAGAGACGAGACAGAAACUCUCCGGGGCGAUGCCCAAAGAGAUCCGGGCCAUGGAGUUCGAGGUGCAGCACGGGAAGAAGCAGAAGCCGAGUAAGAAGCUCCGGAGGCGCCUGCAGCUGUGGCUGUGGUCGUACGCGUUCUGUCCGGUGGUUUACGCAUGGAACGACCUGGGCAGCAGGUUCUGGCCGCGCUACGUGAAGGUGGGGAGCUGCCUCAGUAAGAGGUCCUGCUCGGUGCCGGAGGGGAUGCUCUGCAGACCCUCCAGGUCCACUCACUUCACCAUCCUGAGGUGGCGCUGUCUGCAGAGGAGAGGCGGCCUCAAGUGCGCUUGGAUCCCGGUUCAGUACCCGAUCAUCUCAGAGUGCAAGUGCGCGUGUCCGACCUGACUCUCGUCGUUAUUCGAUACACAAACUGAAAAACACUGAAUAAAAAAAAAUUCUCAUGACUCAUAACAACAAAAUCUAAAUUUCACUGAUGAUUGAAAAAUCUUUUUAUUACAAAUCAUUAAAACAGGUGUUUUUUACAGUGUGAGGGUGUAAAUGUUUUUAUCUGAUGAACUUCAGUAUUAUUAUAAAUCAUAUUAUCAGAUCCACUGUAUUUAAUGUAUCUGUUUGUAUUUAUGAAGAAUCAAUGACUUUCUGUGAUUAAAUGAAUGAAGCUGUUUGUAAA
This is a messenger RNA of Paralichthys olivaceus (Japanese flounder), 1304 nucleotides long. It is a transcript of the gene nog3, whose product is annotated as noggin 3. The record is from RefSeq and is a predicted model, not a curated record. NCBI's taxonomy places the organism in Eukaryota, Metazoa, Chordata, Actinopteri, Pleuronectiformes, Paralichthyidae. Gene Ontology annotation, biological process: osteoblast differentiation; negative regulation of BMP signaling pathway; negative regulation of cell differentiation.